CUGCGCAGUUUACUGUACCACUUGUGGUUUUGUUUACAUGUGCCAAAAAUUACAUAUACAGUCGCUUUGACUCGUUAUUCGAGGCCUGUAUGAGUUGUGUCAGUUAAUCACUGCACAUGAUGACCACAGAGCCUGCUAGCUUGGAGAGCCUUCGUGUGCUGUACCAGAGUGAUGACUACAUUGUGGUGGACAAACACUGGGACAUCCGCAUUGACAGCAAGAUGUGGUACGAGAAACAGACUGUGCAGGCACAGCUUCGGCACCACUUCCCCCAGCUGGCGGACCCUAGCACCUACUAUGGAUUUAGAUUCUGUCAUCAGCUGGAUUUCUCCACCAGCGGGGCUCUUUGUGUUGCCCUCAAUAAGGCUGCUGCCGGUCAGGCUUACCGCUGCUUCAAGGACCGAACCGUCACCAAAGCCUACCUGGCUCUGGUACGUGGGUGGGUCACGAAAGAGACACAAACUCUGGACUUCUCCAUUGGCAAGAACUCCACAGAGGGAAAAACACAUAUGAUGUGUAUUGAGGGGACAGAAGGUUGUGAGAACCCUAAGCCUUGCCAAACUGAGCUGACAGUGUUGGAAUAUGGGAUGUAUGAUGGAGAUCCUGUCACCAAGGUGCUACUGCAGCCACUCACUGGCCGAACCCACCAGCUAAGGGUCCACUGCAGCGCUAUAGGUCAUCCCAUCGUCGGGGACUUUACCUACAGCUCAGGAACAGACGACACGCCAUACCGCAUGAUGUUGCACGCCCACCUCCUCCACAUUCCCCUGGAACCCCAGCCCCUGCUCGUCACUGCUGGAGACCCCUUUGGCCCCGCAACAGAUCCCAAGUGGGUCCCACAGCGCUCAUUACGGACACUGAGGGCCACUGUGGAGGCCCUGUUGGAGCGCAGGGUGGAGGAGAACAGGAAGAGUAAAGAGGAGGAGCGAGAAAGAGCGAGGAGAGAAGUGGAGAGGAGGAAACGAAGCAAGGAGCAGAGGACUGAACAAGAGAGUGAGGAGCAGAGGAGGCAGUGCCAGGAGUGGCUGAGUGAAUGGGCUGGAGACUGAUGAAUUUUUAUUUUUUGUUAUUAUUAGUUAUUGAAAGCCAUGUUCAGCAUGUACACUAAUGACCGUCUCUAAUGACAUUUAAGUUCAAAUAAGUGGGUUCGCACCGUAAUUCCCUCGCAAACAACUUUAAAUCUUGACAAGGCAUGUGUGAGGAUAUUAUAUGUGACUCUACUAAUCGUAGAAAUCCUCUCACUGGAGCCACUUAUUUAUAGUUUUCUCCUGAGUAACUCCACUGCAAAGCUGAGGAAUAAGUGCCUUGCUGAAGGUCAUAUUAACAAGUCAUAGGUUGGGUUUAUGUUGUUCAUCUUUUUAAUUCUCCCGAGAGCUUUUAAUUAGUAACUUUUUGUCAUUAGUUUCAAAAUCAACUAACAAAACAUUGUAUUUCUGCAGAUAAUUUUACAUUAGUGUGCCAAUGUUAUGAGAUAUUUGCCUCUGAUGUGAACAGCAGCAGUUGUGCUCUGUCUUGGUAAGUCCACGUUGGCUGUCAUGUAUACUGCAUGGCACUGACGUAUACGUGAAAUCCCAUGUAAAAGCAUAGUUUUCCUUACUGUUUAACUUACUGUGUCUAUUAAAAUGUGUUCAGCCCUC
This is a messenger RNA of Stegastes partitus (bicolor damselfish), 1637 nucleotides long. RefSeq names its product RNA pseudouridine synthase domain containing 1 (gene rpusd1). Gene Ontology annotation, biological process: enzyme-directed rRNA pseudouridine synthesis. Lineage: Eukaryota; Metazoa; Chordata; Actinopteri; Pomacentridae. The coding region runs from base 117 to 1049 and encodes 310 amino acids. The record is from RefSeq and is a predicted model, not a curated record. The transcript is spliced from 6 exons. Gene Ontology annotation, molecular function: pseudouridine synthase activity; RNA binding.